AUGCUACUUCCAUUGUUCACUCAACUGGAUUUCCCUCAGGAUGGAGCUAAAGAUGCCAGUGAUAUUCCUGAGGUAGCAAUAUGGUAAGCAAGCUUAAAAUACAAAAAAAAUUCUCUCUGUCUGGGAUCCUUUGGGCCGGUUGUUAAGACCGAGUUUAAGGUACGGUAGAAGGGAAAGGAUUUAGCUUCUUGACCCUUUAAAUUCUAAUAUCAAAGUAGUAGAUGAGAGAAGAUGUUAAAAAAUCAAUAAAAUUCAUCUUGCGUGAUCAUGCCCUUAAUUCUCAUUACCACUCUGCUGAAUAAAGCGCUAAAAUUACAGGGAGAAGUUGGAUGCUGAUCACUCUUAGGGCUUCCAGGGUUUAAAUACAAUCCCCUUACAUACAGAUUUCGAGGUGCAGUCAUUUCCUUAACCUCCGUUUUAGUUAUAGACGCCGUAAAUAACCCACCCUUUGUGUUGCGCGUAAGACGCACAUCCUCGAGGUCAUGUGACUUAUGAGUUUACUAUACACCCACCCUACCAAGGGGGACAGAAAAAAAAUCAGGUAGGGUAGCUAAGGAUUGUGCGGGGUAAUUGAGUUUUUUCAUAGAUUACCGCGGUUCGUCAAAACAAUACCUAGAAUUUGUCGACAGGUUGCUCCAAAAAUGUAGAUGAAACUGUUUUGCUUACAUUGUUUAUUUUCUUCAGUACUGUUCUUCUUUCACUUCUAUCCGAUCUUUUGCGGAGUUCAUGCACCAGUCAGCAGCAGAUGAUCCAAUGCCAAGGAUUUCUUGUCAUCAGUCAUGUUUUAGAGAAGGUACCAUAAAGUAAAUAAUAUACAGUGGAAGCUCUGGUAAGAGGGCACCCUCGGGACGAGAAAAAGGUGCCCGUAACUGGAGCAGGCCGCUUACGAGACUGGUUCUUGUAUGCGGCCACUAGAGGUGUAACACUGAGUAAGGGUUAGAUGGCCACUUACGGGAGCUUGUCAAUCUACAAAUAAAGACUGGGAAUGCAAAAAAACCUGUUUGUUAUUGUUUGCCUUUACUGUUGCUCUGACGACGUUGUAAUGCAGGCGCAAGCAUAAAAUUCAAGUGGUUUAAUGAAGUGUAACCGGACGUCUAUUGUAAAAAAAAAAAACAACAACAACAACAACCAACUCUGUUUUAUUGGCGAAUGAGAUUUCAUUUCGGGUAUGGGUUUACGAGAGCUUAAGACGGAAUCCAUCAGGAAAUUGAGUAAUUUUAAUUUUCAGUGGACAAAAACCUUGUGCCGGAAUAAUUUAACCAAUAUCGCGUUCUUUUUUACAUUUUUCAAGGGCUAAAGAUGUAAUUGUUUAUCUGUAAUAACACCAAAGAAAAUUUCUUAUGGGAGUCCAAGAAAAUAAAUCUGAAAUUUCACAAAUGACAUCUUACUCGUGAAAUUUUCAGAAUUUUACCUGUGUUUUCACAAUUCUUAUGAAAUUUGACAUUGAUUUUCUCGAGUUUUUUGGUUCAAAUAAAAACCGGCUCGAUAUUAAAUAUUUCGGAAACGAAUCGAUGAUUUCCUAGUAUUUCAUUGGGAAAACAAGUGGUUAUAAGUUGUACUGAUUUACAUAUUUUUGAUGUUGUAGGCUGUCUCCACGCAUCUCACAGAAGACGCUUUAAAUAUUCUGCUCUCUCUUGCAAGGCAUGUGAUUCCUUUUCAUCAUCAACUUUACUCUUGUGACAUCCCUCUGUUACUUUGUUGUUAACCCUUUCAGCCCCAAUAUCCAAAUACAAAUUCUCCGGACUUAUCUUCAUAAAUUUACCGCCGCCUAGUUAGCUCAGUUGGGAUAGUGCCGGUCUGCUGAGCGGGAAGUCGCGGGUUGAAACCCCAGCCGGACCAACACUCAGGGUCUUUAAAUAACUGAGAAGAAAGUGCUACCUUUGCAAUCUGCAAACGGUUAGACUUUCUAGUCUUCUUGGAUAAGGACGAAAAACCGUAGGUCCCGUCGCACAGCACUUUCACAUAUCUGGUUCUUGUGGGACGUAAAAGAACCCACACCACUGUUCGAAAAGAGUAGGGGACGUAGACCCCGGGGGUGUGGUCAACCUCUCCUUGGCUGGGUGGGUUAUCUGUAAGGACACACUUAAAUUGGAGCCCCACUCUGUUGUGUGUUCUGCAUCAUAUAGUGGAAGUGAUUAAAUAAAUAAAUAAACAAUUUUAUUAAGGAUCAAGGCAUUUUUCCUUUGAUAAUCAUUUUGUUCAUCAUCUUAACCUUUUCAUUUUUGAUAUACAGAUAUUGUUAGGAGAAAGUUGAUGUUUGUCAUUCUUGGGACUAAAAGCAGCUGUUAAAGGCUUAAUGCACCUUCUUUUUUGCCUCAAAAUUGAUACUUUCUUUUUAUUUGCAGAUAUCUUUUAAGUUCGACUGGAUCUGGAGCCUUAUUAGGAAGUCUCUUUGAUCAUAUUCUGUUCAAUCCAAACUUAUGGGUGAAAGCGUCUCCUAAGGUAUUUCUAAGCAUAUUUCUUUAAGUCCAUUCCAUUUUCUUUCAAUCCGCGUCAUUAUUUACAUAAGAGAACUUUGCCCUUCUAGCGUUCACUUUGCACCUGCCCCGCACAAUUUUCUGUACGCUGCUUCACGGGGGGUGAACAUGAGUAUUUCAAAACUCUUGACUCAAACUUAAAAACGUGCUGGCUGAUCAAAAGAUGGAUAGCGCUAUCCACCAGAUAAAUCACUAUCCAGCGAACAAGUAAGUUUUGUAAAAUUUCGGAAUCCUUUAAAAUACUGAACUAAUCUUGAAGUUCCAAAAAAAAAAAUUAUAAAAAGAUAAGUAUUCGAGGAACCAAUUGUGUUAUCGACUGGAUAGAAAUUUAUACAGUGGAUAACGUUAUCAACCUUUCGAACAACUGGGGUCUGACAGUUAAACCAAGAAAGAAUCCGCCUACCCAACAGGCGCCCCUAGCUGCCCCUUCUAACCUCAUCAAAUAAAGUAGGUAUGUAUGUGCCCCCGAAUUCCCUCGGCAGCGUCGGUAUUUUUUCGGUAUUAAUUGUGGCGAGAACUUUGUCUUAUUAUUGUUCAAUCCAUCACCACCCUUUAGCAAUGGAAGCCACUUAAGUUCUGAUCUUUCUUUCCAUACAGGUCCAGCUUCAGUUGUUUAGUGUGUUUGCCACAGACCUGGCAACAGGCACAGGAUGUGCAGCUCAUCUGCGCCGCGAUGUUGGGGUCAGCAGACUCAUGUACAUGUUAAAGACGUUUUAUCGGCUUUCCAGUGACAAUGAAUUUGAAAAAGGUAAACGAACAUAAAGAUUACUUUUUUGUAGACAUGUGGUAGUUCUUUAGUCUCCUUCGCAACCGUUUUUAGGCUCGUCACGCAACGGCUGGGAAGGAGACUAGUAGUUCUUUCCCCUGUUUUGUUUCCGACGAUAAUGGAAACAAGCCUACAUUCUUGACCAAGGGAGAUUCGAAGGCACACCACGUGAUACGACUUAAUUCAAAAUGGCCGCGCUAGAAAACUUCAAAACAACAUGGGCGGUAUGCAUGCCCAAUUAAUUUGGGAAUUUUCUUCCACUUGUUAAAAAUGUAUCCAAAUUUCUACUUUUUUCGUCCAACAUUGCAACAAUUUGUCAUAACGAUAGACGUUCUGAGUUUAAGUGAAGAGACCAUCCUAACGCUUGUAAUAACAAAUUAGUAACAUGUAAAGUAUUUAUAAACGGGAUGUUAUUCCAUUAUUUUUGCGUCAUUAGUACCACUAUCUUCCAAUUUAUCCGCGUCUGCAUCAUCGUUUCAUCUGCCCUGCCUUACUUUAUUAUUAUUGUUUACUGUACAGAAAACACAGCUCCAACAAAUGAAGAAAUCCUUUCUCUGAGAGCAUUUUUGCUGCUCUUGGUGAAACAGCUAGUACUAAAGGUAAGUUCGUAACUAACACCAGUCAUUAUUCAUUCAAAAUAUUUCUCCGCUUGUGAUUGGCUCAAAUCCCACGGCUAAUUCUACAUAACCUGCCAGCGUUGUUGCAAUAUCGGGAAAAUGACGUCAGUAGUACAGGGUAAUAGCCAGAAAAAAAGACGGCAACCGACAAGGCCUGGGGACGAGGUUGCGUUGUUUUGGUAGAGCAAGACAAAAUGGCGCAACGUUUCACUCGUUUCGCGAAGAAGAAAUAGGCAAACUACUGUCUAAAAACAAAGCAAGAAUGCAACUGGACCACGAUUUCUUGCACUGGCUUGUUUUCCCAUCGCAUUGCUUUUAUUCCAUCAGUCUUUAAGCGCAUGCAAAGAUUCGGGUAUCGUGGAUAAGGUCUAUUGCUGUCAUUGCUGUCAUAUUUUCCUUACAUUCCUAAAAAUAUUUCUUUUUUCCUAAAACGCGUUCUUUGAGUUGCGAUGUCUUCUCAUUUAACCCUUUCGUGGCUAGAUCUUCGCAUAGAUUAGCCUGGGUAGCAGAUGGGUUUUUGGAGUGUUUUACGCUUUUUAUUAGUAAAGUAAAAAGAAUUUCUCUGCCUUUCCUCCGCCCCCUCCCUCACCGUUUUCUCGUGCGGCUUUGUCUCUUACUUUACAGACCACAAACGAAAAUCUCACCAAAAAAACGCCUUCUGCGCUGGCUAAGGGAAGAGCGAAAUCAUAAAUUAUGCAAUUUUAGCUUUUUUAAAAGAAAAGAGAACGGCAAAGUUCGUAAAAUUUCUAAACGAUCUCUUUCCUUGAGAAUAGGAUCACGUGCUGACUCGUUGAAAUCAUGCUAUUUUUUCUUGUUCUCAGGACAAAGGCAUCACAGAAGAAGAAUUUCAAAGCGUUCUAUCCUACCUUAUGAUAACAAACGAGGUAUCAGUAUUUUAGCUUAUUUUUAGACUGGUCAUUUUCUUCCUUAUCUUUUGUGGUUGUUUGGUGUUUUAAUGUCCAAGUUUCGUGCUACAAAUUAGUAGGCUGGUCAUUUCACCGAGUCGCUCCCUCCAUUCCCAUGUGUACAUGUGGGCACUGGUGACAUACUAGCAUCCUCUUAGUAUUUCUAGAUGCUUUAUUAUUCAAAAACCACGAUAGGCUCCACCUCUGUGGUUCCAUGCAUGCGACAUAAGGGCCUCUAUUCAAGGAAAUCAAGAUGCAAGGAACUUCUCGUAUAAAUGUUGUUCCGGGUAGAAGGGUCAUUCGCCUAACCGAUCCACUCUGAGCGAGCCAACUUUUCCUACAUUUCCUUUCUAAACCUUGCGAAGCGUUUACAUGAGAAACAAAAAGUUGGCUCGGCUAGAAGAAGGCGGAUCAGCCUUUUUCGAUGGUAGGGUCACCCUCCCAGCCGGGACAACGUUUCUCAAUAUGAACACUUUCGCUCACUCAGCCUGGUCAGCUCGGUCAAGAGAAGACAAUUAGGGCAUGCCCGAGAGCUGUUGGCUUGGGCUAAGGGGUCAAAAUUUUUCCCAUAUUAACUCUCGUUAAAGUUGACUCGGCCGGGAGACUCUCCCCCAAGACGACUUAUCUCUUUAUAAACGGGACCUUAGAUACGACGCAACGAAGGGCCGCCAUUACGUGCUCUUAUAAAAUAAGGUACAGUCCAUGUGUUAUUUGAGCGCUUCUUAAGAAUGACGCGUCUUCUGUUUCCCUGUAUAAAUGGCCCUAAUUGUGUGUGCCCCUAUGUUUACUCUACAUUUUAGUGAUCUUAGUAGCAAUGUGAAAGAUUUGAACCCAAGAGUCACUUCAUGACUAGGUUGUAUUACGCCAGUAGAUGGUAUUUUAAAACUCUGAUUAUUGACCUGAUUGGUCAGUUAAGUCGCAAUGUUAUUGGUCGUCUGUCAGUUAAGCUGUGAUGUGAUUGGCUAUGAAGACUCGUGUCACAGUUAAAACGCAGUCGUUUAUUGUUAUAGUCAAAUUGUUAGUUGUUCAGUCGUUCUCUCGUAGUUAGUUUUGCUUGAUUUUGUCAAUAAGUCGUUUGUACGGUGCCGUUAACUGUAAUGUCAUAAGCAAAAUUGGUUUUUCCUCAGGAGGAGAAUCUUCUAGAUGUUCUUCAACUGGUGCUAUCAAUAAUGACCGAGCAGCCAGAUAUUUGUAUCGCUGUCUUUGAUAAAGUUGAUGGUCUAAGGUAAGCUAAGCAGGUACUGUACUCUCAGUAGGCAGCGUAGCCGAGUGGUCAGUACGUCGGGCAUAUACCUUUCCGAGUUAGUCGUCAUUUUUCUGCAUAUACUUCACCUCAGUGUGUACUAUUUGACCCUUUAAUUUUCACUCGUUUUAGUUUUCUGAGCUAUUUGUUUUAUUUGCGUUCGACAGAGUUCUAUUUCGUUUCCUGGACAUGAAAUCCGAAGCGGUUAGAGUUUAUGCUUUGAAGAUUGUUGGCUGUUUUCUUCAGUACUGUCCAGCCAAGUAAGUGAAUUAAUAAACUACCUUACGCUCCUCAAUUUAACCGUGGAAAUAUCGAUUUAAAUAAAGACAUGAUCGUCGUAGUGGUAAUUACAAUUCAAGCAAUUGCAAAUAAACCCGAAAAACAAUUUUGGGACUUCAAAGUUAUUCGAACCCAUGACCUCUGCGUUAGCGGAUCAGUGCUCUACACAACUGAGCUAUGAAGAUUCAUACAUUGGAAGCAGGCCAAUUUGUUGAGUUCAUCUUAAUCCGUGAAAGGAUUGAAACAAGAAUAUGAUGUGAACUGCGGAAAUACAAAAUUAAAUAAACAAAGGGAAAAUGCCUUGAUCAUUAAAUUCAAAUUUCAUUUUAAUAUGUAUUUCGACAGUUCACAUCAUCUUCAUAUUUCUUGGAAAUAUUGUUAUCGAAUAAGGUUACUUUUGUAUACUGAGUUUCCAUUUCAGUGGUAAAACCAACUGCAAUUUGCUCAGGCGUUUACGUGCAUGUCGUUCCGUUUGCACGUAUUAUUUUCUUCGAGUUGUGAUUAGUUCUUUUCAAUUCACAAUCAGGAGAAAAGGGUAUAUGAUCAUAGUAGAACUGUAUGAGGAUCAGACCUUUUUACGGCAUGAAGAAGAAAAGCUUUAGUGUGCUUUUACCACCAGCAUCAUGUUGUGUUGCUUGUUUUAAUGAUUUGCAAAAUAAACGGGCAUUUUUUUUCAGUUCUGAUGCAUACUUUUUUCCCCAUAGGAGAAAGCAGGACUUGUUGGAACACUACAGUUUGUUUUCUUUGAUCGGCGAUAAGCUGAUAAACCACUCUCUAACACUUACAACCUACAAUGUGCUGUUUGAGGUACGUGUUGCUGCGUAUAAUGUGUUAGAUAUCAACCUAUCUUUUUAGUGGUCUGAUAAUUUGUUCUGUUUACCAUAUGUUUAGAUCUUGGUCGGACGAGUGUCCAAACAAAUAGUCAGCGGGCACCACCCACAGCCAGAUAACACCUUCAUUUUGCAAAAUACAAGUAAGUCACAGAAGUUACAUAGCGAUAGGUAGUUACUCAUACGUUCAUUUUGCAGUCAGUUCUGUUUUCUAUACCCAAUAGACACUUCUGUAAAUGAUAAUGACAUUUAAGUAACAAAGUCAAGUAUUGUUUGGUGACACAGAAAGUCGUCCUUAUGGCAAGAACAAAACUGCGGACCAUUUUAGUUCAGACAGUCUGCCAGUGAGAGUAUGUCGGUAGUUUCAGUAUGCGUGAUCAAAUGGUGACAAGUGAAAUUAGGGAAUAAUUUCACUUGUGCUUUGUCCAAAUUCUAAUAAUUUCCGAGCCUUGGACAAAACGCAAGUGAAAUUAUUCACUAAUUUCACGAGUGUACCAUUUGAUUACCUAUAACAUGUAAUAUGGGUGACAAAUUGCGUUCACAAUCUUGGGUUUUUGACAUAUUUAUCGUAUCGAUCGAGAACUCCACGCACUGAAAACUUUAGCGCUUAAAUUUUGGAUUAAGUUCCUGAUUUUCAGAAUUUUGCGACAAAAUACCUGAUAGAAUCCUUCUUGAUACUCUGAUUCGUGUGUUUAGGUUUUCUAAAUCGUCUUAAAACCUUGACGCCAUCUUGGCACUGAAACGUACAGAACUUUGUAAUUUUCAUGUAUAAAUUAUCAAUUAACACUGAUAAAUUUUGCGUCAAAAUUAAGGAAUAAUUUGUCACCCAUGAUAUUACGAUUAAAAUAUCUUCAGGACCCUUUUCUUCCUCUUGUAAUAAGUAAAAAAACGUUGUGUGUGAACCGGUUUGGGAUAAGCGUGACAAAAGUCUCAGGUCUGGGAAAGAACCUGUGUUCUGUUCGAGUUUGGGGUGCGUUUAACUCUCAUUGUAAAACGUUACCAACCGAAGCGGGUGUGGAUGGUAAUUCAAAUGUUGCUGUUUUGAAAACAGGUUUCCACUUUCCUAUAUUUUUUACAACUUAUAGUUAUUGGACGAAGGAAGAGACUUAAAUUCGCUUGUGCGUUGGGUUGUUGUAAAGCAAAUAACAUCGAAUGACUCUUUUUAUGCUAAAAGUUGUCUUUUUUGUUUCUUUUUCUCUCUCCAGCUAUGGCUCCAGUCAUAGCCAAAAUGCUUCGCAAAAACGAAGGAAAACAUUGCAACGCUGUAGUGAAACUAACUCGGCAGGGAAGCUUCAGAGAACAGCGCACACCGGACGAGGAGAAGGUCGACCUCAAAAGAAAAUUCUUGUCUGAUCUUGUAUUACUUCUUAACCACAGCAAAAUAAAUAGAAGGUAAAGUAGUAGACACACAACACUUUUAAUGAGGGCACCCGUAAGGGUAGUGUUAGUGGGCUUUAUCUUUUAAAUAUCUUUCUAAAUGAUUUAGAGAUCACACAGGAUGAUUGUAAUUUUUUACAUAAAUAUGCGGAUGAUUCAGGUAUAGUUGCCUCAGUUUUGAGAGGUAAAGACUGGUCCUUAGUUUUUGUGGCCAGGUUUAUGGAGUGGUCUCGGGAUCAAUUGUAUGACUUGCAACCCAGUGAAGUGUAAAGAACUCACCUUUCUUGAGAAGGGUUAAAACGCAGAUGCUGUCUAUCCGUCUACUGCAGAUAUACCACAAUAAAUUGCAAAUCCUCGGAGUACAACAAUGUUAAAAAUUGCUAAUCCUCGGAGUGUACUUUCAGGAAGACUCACGGUUUGCGGUUUGUUGACCAUGUUAAAGAGAAGCUUACUAAGGCUAACAAGGGACUUUAUGUUUUAAGAUCUUUACGCAAAGAAGGGUACAGUCAGUUCGAAAUAGACAACCUAUUUAAAUCUAUAGUGUUGCCAGACUUAGUUUAUGGUCUGUCGGAAUAUGGAGCCUCUGAGGCUAAUUUUUCAACUGUGGAAUGUUUCAUAGAUAGAAUGAUGCUUCAAACGUAAUAAUAUUCUCACAAUGUAAACAUCUGCGAGCUGUGAGAAAAACAAGGCGGAAGAAUUUACAGCAAGUUGUCUAAGUCGGAAGGCCAUUCUCUCUAUCAUAUGCUUCCCAAGGCAAAGGAGACUGAGUACCAGCUGCGUCGUAGUUCUGUUCGUAGGCCGCAAAAUAACACAAAGAGGUUUAUGACCACUUUCAUAAUCGUUUAAUAUUUGAUUAUAAGUUAGCUAUUUAGAUUUUUUAGAUUUUUUUUAACGUUUUUACCAUGUCAACUUACCAUUGUUACGAUGUUUUCUUUUUAUUAUAAUAUUCUUUAAAAAUCUACAAUUUCUUGGCUAUUUAUAUUUUUUAAUUCUUUUAUUAUGUCAUUAUAUGUACAUUAUAUCUUUGUAAGAUUUGGCUCUUUUAUGAAUCUUUUUUGUAACAUAGAAUAUGUGUUUUUAUUCUAUGAAAUGAAGACCUAUUAUUAUUAUCAUUAUCAUUAUUAUUAUUAUUAUUAUUAUUAUUGUUAUUAUUAUUAUUAUUAUUAUUUUACACGAACUUUGUUUUCCUUCUCCUUCUUCGUGGCCAUUGGGGGUGCGGGUUUGGGAACAGGGGCGGGGCGUAGAGGGCUGUUUAAAAGCAAAGACAUAGGGUGAAGUAGAAGUGUAACUGGAAGCAUCACUGACGCCAAUUUUUCUUCUUCGCACAGUCUUAUUCUCCAAUUGUCGUGUUGGCAAGAAUGGCUUUUCACUUUGGCUCACUUGGAACCUUCGAACCCAGGUAAAGAAAUUAAGUUAAGAAGACUUACUUAACCGCGCGCGAGGUUUAAGAAAUUGCUCAGAGGACCUUCAGACAAGUGGGUUAUUUCAAGAAGAUAGAUAGUUUUUUAUGCUAUGUGCUCUGGUGAAAUUGUUCCUCGUUAAAAAGUGUUUGGAUAAAAUAGCGUUGAGGAAACUGAAAAUGGAUUAGAACGCGGUUUUGUUGAACACUAGCUAAACUCCAUUUUAAUUAAGAGGCCCAUUGUUUUCAUCGCACUUUUGUUUAGACUUGCCAUCUGAAAGUGUCGAGUUGAACCUUUUCCAGCCUUUUAACCAUCGGUUAUGAUCCACCUAAUUCGUUUUCCAUCUUGGGUCGCCUUUCCAAACGUGGCUACGUGAGCUUCGUUCAGUAUAGGCCAUAACUGUCCUUUCUUGUGAUGUUGUGUCUUUUUUAAAAGGAUUUAAUUCCCGCAUUUUGAAAGGAAAAGACACUUAUUGACCUUUCUUGUGGCUGUAUUUCAGAGGAAACCCGAACCACCGACACUGUGUUCUGUUUGUUUCGGAUGCUGCUUCAUCACGCCUUUCAAGAAGAGCGUGAAGGCUGGAGAAUCUGGGUGGAUACGCUAGCUAUUCUGCAUGGCAAGGUACUGUACUGAUGUCGGGUCAAUUUAGGUUUCUGGGAAUCUGCCCACCUACCCCUUCCUUAAGCUAACAUUAACACUUAAUUCUCACUUUGGCCAAAAUGAUGUCUUAGGGGAGUGGUAAGUGGGCAGUUUCCCAGAAACCUUAAUUGAUCCAAGUAGUCUUCAUCAAAAAGGCCUUCAGUGCCACUAGGCACGAACAGGAUACCUUUUUAUGGGAAAUAAACGUUACAGAAAUUAACGCGACUAAAAUUAAGGUUCAUGAAGCGUUAAUUUCCUAUAAUAAGGCAGGUGAGCUGAGGUGGUCUUUAUCAAAACUUGGAAAAAAAAAAACAAUCGUGGAUUGCUCUAUUGCCGGUUUUGGUUAUUUGUUUACAGGUGACAUCAUUUGAAAGAGGAAAAGGAAAGACCACUCCCAAACGCGCAGCGCCAACGUCCCCUGCUAACGUAAACAGCCAAGGUAAACGCGUGGAUGAAGCUGUUAAGUCUGCUACAGACGUGAAAUCUCCCGCGUCUAACUCCACAGACAGUGAUAAUGACAGGAGAAAAUUUUUUCAAUCGUUACUGCAAAGCAAAAAUGGACCCAAAGUUGAUGCUCUUCCUAAGACUAUCCCUGAGGAGAUCGAAAGUGGUCCUAACUCCCUUGCAAAAGCGCAAGGAGAGACUACUGCUAAGACCCUCCCUGAACAGAACGAAAGUGGCCCUGGGUCCUCUGAACAGGGCCAAACAGAAACUACUGAAAGGACUCUUCCUGUGGAUAGUGAAAAUGGCCCUAACUCCACUGAACAGGAGCAAGAAAAAUCUACUGGAGGGGAUACAAAGGACGAAGCACACACGAUGGAUGCACAGGACGUAAAUAAUAGUGAAUGUAAUGAAAAGGAUAGGUCCCCUAGCGUGGAGGACUCUCUCAGUUCUACAGGUUUAGGCUCUGAUUUAAGAGAAGCUGAGGAGCCAACGGGCCAUGAGGAACCUAAUGAAGGGGUUAGAGAUACUACGGAUGUUAGAGAAUGUGGAGAGAAAAAUUCGAAUGACAUCGUUCGUUCUAAAUACUUUGCUAAUCAAAGUAUUCACAACGAAAAAACCGCUGCAGAUGCAGCUGAAGAUGUAUCGAGCUUGACUUCAGUUGAAGAUAAGUUAAGUGAUGACAAACAAUCUGAUGCAAAAUCUGACGGAGCUGAGAAACCGAUCGUUGGAGAUACCGAGACUUUACCCAAGGCUGAUGAAAGCGCCAACGAACCACAAGUAAGCGAAAGAAAACAUGAAGACAAUGAUGAUAAGGAAAGUCUUCAAGACUCUGGGAAUCAGACAGAAGUUAGUACUUCGCCGCCUGAAACAGCGACUCAGAAAAACACAAAUUCAAGCGAAGGUCAAAAUUUAUUUUACGAGAAAGAUAAAGCGAAAGAUGUUGAUAAUAGUCUUACUAUUGCAGUAAAGAGUUCCUAUAUUGGGACUGCAAGCGAAGUGCGCGAGGAUGCGCAAUCAGAAAAGGAUGUUAAAGAGGAUAGUGACUCUCAAAAGAAACUUGUUACGUCAGAUGUCGCUCCAAGCGAAGAGCAAAUCGUCUCUCAAUCAACGGAAAAUAGUAUUCAGAAACCGACUGUCGAGUCGUUAAAUAACGAUAAUACAAGCCAAGCGAGUUCACCUAACACACAUUCGGAGACUGGGACUGAGUCCAGUCCAACCUCUACUCCUUCUGCCACGUCCGCAGCCACAAGUAACGCAGGCUCACCUGAGCAGAAACCAACUUACAGAGCACAUGUAAAUAUUCCUGAAUACUUAUGGUCGCCUAUUCACCAGAGACUGUUAGGGGAUUUGUUGUUUGCUAUCGAGGCUGAUGUCCAAGUUUGGAGAAGGUAAGUUUUAGUGGCGAAAGCGGUACCCAACUACCCGAAUUUUAGAAAAGGAAUCUUAAGUUACAUUUGAUGAGGAAUCUUAACGUGAUUAGGAAUGAAAUUACAACUAAAUGCUCGGGGAUUAUCUUAAUUUAUGUAGAAUAAAUUAUGGUAUAGGGAAAACUAAGUAGCAGUAAUUACUUCAUGAGACCAAAAGUUCGUGUGACCGUCGCGUUUUGUCAGCAUUUUGCAUUUCUUCUCUUUGUCUUUAAAAAUAUUCCAGGUUUUCAAGAUUCCUUUUGAUGUUGAAGCCCCUUUUGAAUAACUGACUACCGCUGUAGAAGAAUGAGAGAGAAGGAGCCAUUCGCCAUUUGCACACCUCCCAUGAUACACCUUACUUCCCCCCGCCCCCACCCCCCCAAAAAAGAAAAACAUUUUGGAUAAUUAGUGUCUUCAGUUUCUCUUGGAAUGGCUGAAAUACCCAUGGGAAAUAAAAUACAAAGGUUAUUUUAGGGGCGGGAAGGGGGGUGGGGGUGGACAAACAAGGUGUAUUUUUGGAGAUGUGCAAGUGGCGAAUUGUUUUUAUUGCAAAAACACAAAUACAGGUUUAAAAUGAAACGGUUUUUAAGUUCUUGAUGAGUACAUGCCAAUAAUGAAAGUAGACAAUCGUUUUGUCACUCAUUUAUGGUAAACGAGGAAGCUACUGGGCUACUAGUAUUUGUGUUAUCCAUAUUUUUCCUAUUCUUCUUGUGUAUUUAAUGUGCUCGUUUUGAAUGUCCAAGAAAUAACUUUGUGACCUUGUUUUUAGCCACAAUCGUAAAACUGUAAUGGAUUUUGUCAACGCCAAAGAAAAUGGGACAUAUCUGUGGAACCUGGCUCAUUUUGUUUCGGUGCUGGCAGAUAACGUCAUUUUUUGCUGCGGGGAUCUUCUCCCUCUGCUCUCCUCCGUCACAUCACGUGAUUAUGGCCAAGACGUCAUCGAGCCGUGCGGUGGCAUGUCACUGGAAACGAGUUUCUCUUUCCUCAAUCGGGUUAUGUCUCUUGUGGAUGUGAUAGUGUUCACUAGUUCCCUCGCCUUUAGCGGAGUGGAGACUAAUAGGAACUUGAGCACGGGUGGAUUCUUGAGACAGUGUUUAAGAUUAGGUAAGUGAAAGUAAAUCGUGAAUAGGCCAUGGAACAAUUCAGGUUUCUGGGAAACUGCCCCCGCCUACCCCUCCCCUAAGCCAACAUUUUGCCCUAAGUGAGCAGUAAGUGUUAAUGUUGCCUUAAGGAUGGGGUAGGUGGGCAGUUUCCCAGAAAACCUAAAUUGAUCUUAGGCCAUUUCCGGCCGUUUCCCAGUUACGUAAACUCUCACUAUCAAAACGAGGCUAAGUUCAAAACCUUUCUUGGGAAAAUGAAUUUUAUUUGCAUGAGAAUACAAAAUAUUUUUCAUAUCAAAACUUCGCACUUAGCUUCGCUUUGACACAGAGCUUUGGGGUAACUCGAAAAUGGCCUAUUAGGCUGACUGAACCUUUAGGCAGUCUAGGCGGGCCGUUAGAGACACAGAGAGAUAUAUGGAGGCAGCCAUUUAUUCAUUGCAAAGUCACUGUAAAUUUUAAACGUUAUAACCUCCUGUCUUGCUACUAUCUUUAGAUAGCUUACCUCUAAUUUUGCUUGUCGGAAGGCCGAUUGUUUUGUUAUUCCAGAGUAUGCCUUCUUAAGCCUUUAUUAAUUAUAGCCAUAUUAUGUUACUCUUAUGUUUGUUUGUCUAUGCAGUGUUCUGUUGUGCGGCUCGUAACCGCUUAGUCUGUCGGCAGCGUAACAGACCCAUUCUACCACUAAUCACUAGCGGGAAACUUGGAAAGAAGGCGCUCAAGGAAGCAAGAGAAGCCAUCAAGACCCUGAUAGCUUCCACAAAACCGCCCAGUGAACAGGUAUGUAACAGAUGCCAGUGUUUUUUUUUGUCGUGGAGAUAAGUUUGGCCAUGUAAGGUUGCCUGCGAUGUCGACUGCCGCUUUGGUGUCACUACUUCCUACUCCACAGACUUUACUCGGUUCCCAAGGCUAAGUGGGGAACACAGACUUUUAAAGCGGGGUACUUGAGGCGAGUGAGUUAGCGCGAGUGGGGGAUGAUGGAAACAAGCGCCGAGUGCGAGCGAGGAGUGAUGGCCCCCUUCCCGUCACUCUCUUCUCCCCGUGUUCCUCAAUAAUUAAUUCAUAUAUCCCCCAAAUAAGUGAUCGCGAGUGACUGGGGACGAGGCAGGUGUCACUAAUCCGUUGCCGCGCAGUUCGUUCCUUUCAAAUUAAAAAAAGAUCAAGACACACAUGAAAUUCGAUAUUCGUUUGUCUCCAAAUACAUCGCCAGUGCAGGAGUAAAGCCCAGCUUGUUCCCGAAUAAAGCAUGGUUUCCUACGGGAAAAUCAGCCUUAUCGUGUGGUCAUCUCAUCUUCGCUCGGAGGAGCUCUUUUGGCAUGAAAUGUCAUGAUUUGGAAAGCAGCUUCUUCACACUGAUGUUCUUCCAAAGGAGUACUGAGGAAAGGUAUUGGUAGAAAAAAGGACAAAAAAGGAGUGUGAGAGAUAAUUCAAACGAAAGCCAAAUACUAAUUCACCAGGCUCACUCACAACUUUUAGUAUCUGCUCUGAUGAAAGUGUGAAACUCAAAACGUCUUUAAGCCAGUUGACCCUCUUUUAACUCAACUGAUGUCAAAUAGAAGGGUACUAUAACACAGUACUGCAAAAUUGUUUUCAGGGGUUUGAAAAAAUGACAAAGUGUAAUUUGCACGGCUAAAUAAUUCCUAUUUUUUGUUUUUCUUUUGCGUUUCAACUUUUUUGUGACGCCAUUGCAAUUAGAUGUAUUUAAACUAACCAGAAGGGAAGGACACGCGAGAAAAGAAGUGAUUAGGAAAAUGUCUGCUUGAUUAUUUCAGGACAUGGUCCAGAACAUUCCUGGUCACAUGACAACUGUGACAGACCCAGAGAAACUGCUUCAAGAAAUGGAUGUGAAUCGGUUACGCGCUGUGGUGUAUAGGGACUUCGAGGAUAGCAAACAGUCGCAGUUUUUGGCCUUAACAGUCGUGUACUUCAUUGCUGUAAUGAUGGUGGCUAAGUACAGAGAUCUCCUUAAAUCUGAAGACUCUGAUGCCAGAGCAAGAUUUCAUACUAGUCCAGGUGCGUUUCUGAUAUACGAUAUGUCUCGUAGCGAAAUGAGCCUCGAAAAGUGGUGCUUCACCUGAGACACCGAGAAGUGAGUUGUUUAACGAGGUAGAGUAGAUACUUUAGAAGUGACUUCAAGGUUUGGGAUAACAGAUUAAACACUCUUUCGAGUUUAAGGGGAGCAGGAGUGGCGUAGCGUAGCCUGCGAACAUAGCCACUUGUACAAGUUUGAAAAUUUUGCCGGAAAACCCGUGCACCCGGUGCGGAAAAUGCUUUCCUCUCGCCGAGAAGCAGUGUGGCCAGGGGUUUCGAGUCCCGCCUGGACGUCAAAAAUCAAAUAGGUUUAGAUUAGCAAAGAAAAUCUUUAGUUUAAACUAAGUUGAACUCAAAAUUUUUCUACCUUCAAACUCUUUUCUUUAUCACUUUUUGCACACUAUCAUUAAUUGUUAUGUUUAUUUUGCUUUAUAUGCAGUAAUAAUUCUUUAUGUGUUGUAAUAGUUUGCCUUUUCUCUGUAAAUCUUGUACUUAUUAAUUUUUAUUCUCAUUGUAACUUAGCAGCACAUUGUAACUCUCUGACCUACGCCAUAUAAGCCUCUGGCUUUGGCAUUUUGUUAUCGUUAACUUGUGCUUUGUGUACUUAUUUAUCAAUAAAGAAAGUUGUAAGGUGCAGCACGCUUAUUGGACACUUCUUUGCCGUUGUUGCCGACUACGACUUCAGUCUUCCCGAGUUUCAUGUUUUAUGGAGGACGUGAACACAAGACCACAAUUUUUCUUCUUUUUUUCUGUCCUUCAAAAUCAACACCAGGAAAAUUCCCCAACAGUAAAGUAAACAAAUUGUAUGAAAUUAAAUAAAGAGUAAUAAAGAUUAAGUGACGUUUUCGCUCCCGUUGCCCGUCGUUUUUGCUUAAGUUCUAUAAUAACUACACAAUGGCAUUUCAUUUCAGGUCCUCCUGCGUCGGAAAGUGAAGUUCAAGAUGUGGAUAGCCGAUCACGAGCCGCCAGCUGGGGUGGUCAGCGG
Molecule: messenger RNA, 16493 nt
Organism: Porites evermanni
Lineage: Eukaryota; Metazoa; Cnidaria; Anthozoa; Scleractinia; Poritidae
Source: the annotation of a GenBank genome assembly